This is a messenger RNA of Erinaceus europaeus (western European hedgehog), 3346 nucleotides long. It is a transcript of the gene ASB4, whose product is annotated as ankyrin repeat and SOCS box containing 4. NCBI's taxonomy places the organism in Eukaryota, Metazoa, Chordata, Mammalia, Eulipotyphla, Erinaceidae. Gene Ontology annotation, biological process: intracellular signal transduction. Gene Ontology annotation, molecular function: protein binding. Bases 30 to 1376 code for a protein of 448 amino acids. The record is from RefSeq and is a predicted model, not a curated record. The transcript has 5 exons.
AUUAGCUGACAGUUUGUAGGCUCUCCAGCAUGUGCCUGUUUGCUUGGUGCCGCUCUCUGAUAAAUCACAACAAAGCUUCCAGAGGGAGAGGAAGGAUGGACGGCACCGCUGGCCCUAACACUAACUCUGCAGCUGCUAAGUUAGUUAAGAGAAAAUUUCUUGAGGCAAUAAAAUCUAAUGAUUUUGGAAAAUUAAAGGCCAUUUUAGUCCAAAGGCUAAUAGAUGUGGACACAGUUUUUGAAGUUGAAGAUCAGAACAUGGCUUUGGCAUCUUACAAACAAGGUUAUUGGUUGCCUAGUUAUAAAUUAAAAUCUUCCUGGGCAACAGGCCUGCACCUCUCUGUCUGGUUUGGUCAUGUGGAAUGUCUUGCAGUGCUGCUGGAACACAAUGCUACAAUCAACUGUAGACCCAAUGGGAAAACACCUCUACAUGUAGCUUGUGAAAUGGCCAACUUGGAAUGUGUGAAGCUUCUCUGUGACCAUGGAGCAAAGCUUAAUAGCUACUCUUUAAGUGGGCACACAGCCUUACACUUUUGUACAACUCCAAAUUCCAUUCUCUGUGCCAAGCAAUUAGUUUGGAAAGGGGCUAAUGUGAACAUGAAGACCAACAACCAGGAUGAGGAAACGCCCUUGCACACGGCUGCCCACUUCGGCCUGUCAGAGUUGGUGGCGUUCUACGUGGAGAACGGGGCCUUCGUGGAUAGCGUGAACGCCCACAUGGAGACCCCACUAGCUGUCGCAAGCUACUGGUCACUCCGCUUUCAAGAGCAGGAGUACAGCAGAGAGCACCACCUCAUUUGCCGCAAGCUGCUCGACUCCCAUGCUGAGGUCAAUGCCCGUGAUGACGAUUUCAAAUCUCCACUCCACAAAGCAGCCUGGAAUUGUGACCAUGUUCUCCUGAACAUGAUGCUGGAAGCUGGCGCCGAAGCCAAUCUCAUGGAUAUCAACGGCUGUGCCGCCAUCCAGUAUGUGCUGAAAGUCACUUCUGUGCGCCCUGCUGCCAGGCCUGAGCUCUGUUACCAGGUGUUGCUGAACCAUGGGGCCGCUCGAAUUUAUCCUCCACAAUUCCAUAAGGUGAUAGAAGCUUGUCAUUCUUGUCCAAAAGCGAUAGAAGUCGUAGUCAAUGCCUAUGAGCACAUCAAAUGGAACAUAAAGUGGAGAAUGGCAAUUCCUGAUGAUGACUUGGAGAGAUACUGGGAUUUUUACCACUCUCUCUUCACCGUGUGCAGUAACACACCAAGAACCCUCAUGCAUUUGUCGAGAUGUGCCAUUCGCAAAGCUCUGCACAGCAGAUGUCAAAGAGUAAUUCCUUUGCUUUCCCUCCCAGUGUCAUUGAAAAAGUACUUGCUUCUAGAGCCUGAGGGAAUCAUUUAUUAAUCCUUACGAGACAGAAGUUCCCAAUCAUAGAUAUUCAAAUGAAUUCCCCUGGUACACACAGUUUGCAUAAAUAAAAUGUUACUUGGAUUGAUUAUAACACUUUGGGGAAUUCAAAACACUUUACAAACACUAUGUCAUUAAUCUUAAGGUAUCAUGGUUAGGGGGAAAUAAAAGAGUAAAGUUUAGGAAUUGUCAAAGAUAAGAGUAUAUCUAAAGUACUGAGAUAAUAAUAAAUACACGUAGUGCUCUUACUAGGUGCCUGAUAUAUUUUUGUAAAAAAAUUCCAUAUUUGAUCUCAUUUGAAAUGGGACCCAAGUUUUCUUAAAACUAAUUUCAUUCUCUCCAUUAUAAGUAUUAAGUUUACAUUACUAUUCAGUUGGCAGGAUAACAGACUUUUUGAUCAGCCUCUUAAUCUCUGUAUUUCCUUUCCAUUAUCUUUUAGCAGAAGUUACUGUUGCUAGUUUUGGGAAUUCUUUUCCCAGACAAACUUCUCAGUUUAUUUGGGGGGAAGAAGGCAUAUGAUCUUUGAGGCAAAUUAGAAAUGAACAGCAAAGACUAUUCCAUCUGGCGGUCAAAAAUGGUCAUUUUUACACAUUCUCAUUAAACCAGAGGCUGGAGAUAUGACUACAAGUUGGAAAAUAACACUCACCCUCCAGUUCCUUAGUGUUAGGAAAUAAUCCAGUCUGUAUGGCAGAAAACUGCAGAGUUGAAUAGGGCAAGAGUCAUGCUUCAUACUUGCCUUCAAAAUUACGUCUCUGACAGUAGUGUAAUUUUGUUUUAACAUGAAGAUAGCAAAAGAAUUGUGUGAAAUUGAGGGAUUACCUGCUUCUUUUAGUGUAAGAGCAUUCAUUUUAAGUUUCUUUGAACUUCUAGUUCUAUUUUAAUAUAGUUUUCAACAGCAUACAUGAGAUAGCUAUGGCACACUCCACAGUGGUUACAAGGAAGUUUAGGAAAAAGUGUGCUCAGAAGUGUGUGAGGCAUGACUUAAGUUGAUUAUUUUUUCCUUUAUAUGUAACUGACUAACAUGUAAGAGCAUUUUAGUGAGAACAUAGGGGCACUUUGCUAGUGUGGUUACCUUAUAGAAAACAAAUAGACUUUGAAAACAGUUUCAAUUUGAGAACCUUGGAAAGAGAUGAGUUAGACUUACUAGUGUUUUUGUAGAAGGUGACUCAUAGAAAAUUAAUCUGAUGACCUCAUGGUUGUGAGGCCAACUUUGACUUAGGAUUUUGUUCUUGUCCACGCUUAGAUACUUUUAUUGCCUUUUAGUCUCACUUGUAGAAGUUACAGCUGACACAAUUAAGCACAAAUUAAUUUCCAGUUGUGAGCAGGUUCAAUCUAUCUGUGUGGUUUUCCCUCUUGUUCAGUGCUAAGUGUUUUAGUUUUGAGUAGAAAUGAUGUCAGAUAUUCCACUAACUUGUUAUGUAGACCGUGCUUCUAAACUAGACCGUGCUUCUAAACUAGGAUCAACAUACUCCCCAUGCUAUGAAGGAGAAAUCAUAGGUGUUCACAAUGAUCUUUCUGAUCAGCUUUACUUAGAUAUUUUAAGAGAAAUAUGCUAUAUACUAAGAUAUAAAUUAUGGAAAAUAAUGCUAAAUGUGUAUGUGAGGUACAAAUAAAACACUCUAUUCAAAAAUAGUUUUGCAGCAUUUGUAAGAACAAAAACAUUCUAGACCUUUGGGUAGAGGAGCAUGCUGCUCCUUUCCCUCCAGGAAUAUUCUAGCAAAUACAUUUGUGAUGUACUGAUUUGUGGACAAAUAAGACUGAUGCUGAAGAAGAGGAAGAGGAAUUUAUUUACAUGGGGGAAAUAUUGUUUCUCAGCCUAUCUGUUUGUGCUUAAGCACUUCGUAUUAAUCUAGCAUGCAAUGUGUGACUAUCUGUUGUGAAUUGUUUAUUCAUGCAUUAAAAAUUAUUACUCCCCACUUUGAAAGUGUAUUUAAAAGACUUAAAUAAAGCUCUUUUGUUUUCUCUCA